This is a messenger RNA of Octopus bimaculoides (California two-spot octopus), 2567 nucleotides long. Its product is annotated as N-alpha-acetyltransferase 35, NatC auxiliary subunit. Gene Ontology annotation, biological process: N-terminal peptidyl-methionine acetylation. The record is from RefSeq and is a predicted model, not a curated record. Gene Ontology annotation, cellular component: NatC complex. NCBI's taxonomy places the organism in Eukaryota, Metazoa, Mollusca, Cephalopoda, Octopoda, Octopodidae.
GUUUAGCAAUCACCGGUUAGAAGUUCUCGGUUCAACGCUGAUUUUUAUAAGUCCGAAAUUUUGAAAAUGACUGAAAUUUAACAUUUUUAAAUAUAAUUUUUAUUGAGAAACGAUAUUUUCUAUCUUUAUCUAGAAAAUUUAAACGUGAAAAAUCGAAACUAUUUUGUCCAAUGGAAAAAUUGUAUUACGCAGACUACGCUGUUGAUAAAAUGGCAGUCCAAGCAGAGGAUGGCAUCGUUGAAAAUGAGAUGGUACCAGAGGUUUCUGAACAAAUCCAACAACCUACAAGACUUGUCUACCAGUGGGUUGAUAUUACAGAUGAAUUUUCCCAAGCAUGUUCUGAGCUACAUCUUGGCGAAUUACUUAGAGAUUCUUCAUUUACCCUCUUUGAAGCAAUGUCAGCAAUUGAAAUGAUGGACCCCAAAAUGGAUGCUGGUAUGCUUUGUAAUCAAACCAAGAGAAAAGUGUUAAAUUUUGAGCAAUCUAUAAAGGCUAGUACUGUGUCAAUAAAAGAUCUCAAGUUUCCAAAAUUAAUUGGUAUCAUGGAUGCUACUUUGGCCUGUCUAGUUACAUGGUUAGAGGGACAUUCUCUUGCUCAGACAGUAUUUACUAACCUUUAUCUGCACAACCCCUACAUUAUUGAGGACAGAUAUUUGAAAGCAUUCUGUAUUUGUAUUCUGAAAACUGUUGAUAUAAUUCGCGACAGAGUCAACAGAGCUGGGGCAUUUGAAGAGGAAGAUUUUCAACUUGUUACAUAUGGAUUUAAAAUGGCUGCUGAAACUUCAGACGUUCGGGCAAUUGGUAUGAUGAAAGAAGUAGAAGAAGAGGUCAAUAGAAUCAUUAAGAACACCCGUAGUAAACCAGGCACUCAACGAGAUUCUGACACACAAACAGAGCAUUGUUUGUCCGUUGCUGUUUAUAAUAGACUUAAAUUUUACCGGAUGUUCUUGACUGUAUUGAUAUCAUUUAGCAAGGAAAAAUGUGAAGGUAUUUCUCAAGCCCAGCGUUUACUGACGCAGUUGAUAGAACUGGUACCACAGAUGAAAAAAGAACUGCCGCUUGGUAUUCAAGCAGAGGAAGGUGGAGUUACAAAGACUGACUAUCCAACUAUUAUGGGCUUUGAACCUCUUGUGAAUCAGCGACUGCUUCCACCUACAUUCCCAAGGUACACGAUGAUAAAAAGCCGUGAGGAAGCUCUUGAUUAUAUGGAGAACCAGUUACUUUGUCGUUUGCAGACUGUCACUCUCAUUACAGAGAUAACCUCAUUACAUAACAUGUUGGAAAUAUUUACUGAAUUCAGCAAAACCUGUCCAUGUGUUCUUUCUAGAUCUUUACUGCAGUUGCUGUUCUUGCCAUUCAACAAGAAACUGUUUGGUAUUUACUCAAUUGUUGACACUUUGAAAGAAAGCAUAAGGAACUUCAUCGCUCCUGUAGCGCUGUUUCCAAAAUCCUCACUGUAUAACAAUCCCCAGGCAAAGGAGUAUGUUGAUGCAUUUCUCACUAAAGCAGUGCGUCCAGUCUGUACAAUAUUCCAAAUAACUGGACACAACAGGGCUCGGCAACGAGAAAAGUGGACUCAUAUUUUAGAAGAACUUGCUGCACUUCAAGAAGAGGCUGAUAAAGUGGAUUCCUACUUACAUAGUCAACUUAUUAAAACUGAGCCCACAAAAGUACAUCUGGCAUGUUUCGGAACCUGGGUUCUCUACCACACACUCUAUGUGAUGAUCAACUACACUCUGGCUGGAUUGGAGUUAGAACUCUAUGCUACAUAUGAGUAUCAUUAUAUAUUCUGGUACCUUCAUGAAAUGCUCUAUGCUUGGAUGGUAUCUACCCUGGUCAGAGCUGAUAGUUUUUUGCUGGAACAUGAAGCACAAAAUGGUAAGUAUUAUUGUGUCCCAUUUCCUCAGGCUUUGAUGGGUUUUCAGUUGGAUGGUCGGAUGAAGAAAUCAAAAUUUGAAUUUGAUAAUGAAGAGAUCCGUUAUUCACAUCGAUUUGCACCAUUUGUACACUUCGUUACUCCCCCUAUGGUACACUAUUCACGUUACAAGGAAAUGAAUGAUUUAUCAAAGUAUAAUUAUGAACGAGCAUCUACUGAAAUGUAUGGGUUAGCUUGUAAACAAUUCCACCAGGCUAAGACCUUCUAUGAGAAUAUACCCAAUCCCAACGAGGAAGUUCAAAACCUAAUCAAAAUUGCAAAAACUAAUUAUGUUGUGAUGAAACUAUUGUUAAGUGGUCACAAAAAGGACUCCUCAGAUCCACCCGAAUUUGACUUCAGCCUCAGCAAAGUUUGUCCUGUAAUUAAAUUAAAUUAAUUUGGCACCUGUGUAUUAUUCUACCUUUUGGCAUACCAAUGUCAUUAGAAUGAGGAGCUGAUCUAAACCAAAACUUACAUUGGUUCGUUCAGGUGGAUUGAGUGUUUUGUUGUUACUGCUAUGUGCACAAAUGGUCUGAACAUUGGCUGAUGUUGAUCAGAGACAAAUAAAUACCUGCUUUGUUGCAAACAAUUCUUUGAUUGCAUCAGUUUUUAAAUCUUUUGUUAAAAAUUGAUAAUAAAAAUUUUAAAAAUA